Heterobasidion irregulare TC 32-1 is the source of this 432-nucleotide messenger RNA. RefSeq lists its product as uncharacterized. Gene Ontology annotation, cellular component: mitochondrial inner membrane. The record is from RefSeq and is a predicted model, not a curated record. The transcript has 5 exons. Gene Ontology annotation, biological process: mitochondrial electron transport, cytochrome c to oxygen. The annotation marks the transcript as partial. Lineage: Eukaryota; Fungi; Basidiomycota; Agaricomycetes; Russulales; Bondarzewiaceae. Gene Ontology annotation, molecular function: enzyme regulator activity.
CAAUGUCUCUCCUCGCCCGCAACGCUCGCGCAGUCGCUCGCAACGCCUCGAAGGCUCGCUCCUACUCUCUCGUCGUCGACGCCCCCUCCUCGGAAUGGGUCGCCAAGCGCAAGGCCGUCAAGGCGCACGCCGGUGAAACCGCCCAAUUGUGGAGGAAGAUCAGCUUCUUUGUCUGCUUCCCCGGUGCCCUUGCCGUCCUCGCAUGGGUUCGCAAUGCUGAAGAAGAACAUGAAAAGCAUCUGGCGCACGCGAGGCACGAGAACGGCGGAGAGCUUCCGGAGGUUCCCGCCUAUGACUACCUCAACCGACGUGUCAAGCCUUUCCCAUGGGGCCCCAACAGCCUCUUCUGGAAUGCCCAGGUCAACAAGGACAUGAGCGAUGCUUGAUUUGGAUGUCCCCUGUCUUCUCCCUCGAAUAAACUGUGUUUGAAUC